Molecule: messenger RNA, 480 nt
Organism: Scheffersomyces coipomensis
Lineage: Eukaryota; Fungi; Ascomycota; Pichiomycetes; Serinales; Debaryomycetaceae
Gene: NCB2
Product: negative cofactor 2 transcription regulator complex subunit
Exons: 1
Coding region: 1-480 (159 amino acids)
Biological process (GO): RNA polymerase II preinitiation complex assembly; negative regulation of transcription by RNA polymerase II
Cellular component (GO): negative cofactor 2 complex
Molecular function (GO): TBP-class protein binding; RNA polymerase II general transcription initiation factor activity; protein heterodimerization activity
Source: RefSeq, a predicted model, not a curated record
AUGUCAGAAUACGGUGCAUCAGGUUCAUCAUCUGAUGAUUUAUCCCUUCCCAAAGCUACCGUACAGAAAAUCAUUAGUGAGAUACUUCCGAAAGAUAUCGCUAUAUCAAAAGAAGCUAGAGAAGCUAUAACGGAAUGUAGUAUUGAAUUCAUUAUGAUGUUAUCAUCCCAACUGAAUGAGAUUGCUGAAAAAGAAGCUAAAAAGACCAUUGCAUCAGAUCAUGUUGUUAAAGCAUUAGAAGAACUUGAUUUUCAAAAUUAUCUUGAGAUUAUAAAUAAAGUUUUAAGUGAACAUAAAGAGUUAUUAAAGGGUAAAGAAAAGAAGAAUAAUAAAUUCCAAAGUUCAGGAUUAUCAGAAGAAGAAUUACUUCGACAACAAGAGGAAUUAUUUAAGAAAUCAAGAGAUCGUUUACAUAAUACUGCUGCACCAUCAUCAGCUGAUGAUGUAGUAAAGUCUGAGGUUAAAUCAGAGUAUUCUUAG